Messenger RNA from Coregonus sp. 'balchen', 1645 nucleotides. NCBI's taxonomy places the organism in Eukaryota, Metazoa, Chordata, Actinopteri, Salmoniformes, Salmonidae. The record is from the annotation of a GenBank genome assembly.
AUGGACAGUAAACAUUUUGUGACGUGUGCCACUACUAUAUGAAUAAUCCAUUGUCUUUACCAUGGCAGACCAUAAGAUGCCCAUCUUAUGCCUGCUCAUUAAUGGGAAAAAGGCUUUUGAGCAUCUUAUGGUCCAUCAUGGUAAUGACAAUGGAUUAUUGAUCUACUAGUUCUUUGAGCAGCCGGUGCCCCUCUUCCUUCCUCCACCCAUCUUCUCUCGCCUGGACAGUGCUGUGGACUAUAACUACCGACCUGAAAUCCAACACAAGUAAGCAGGGGCACUGGGGCAGGAGUGGGAGCAGCACAUUUUCACCCUCAUCAGAGGUAGUGUGUUCAGCUCAGAAACAAAUAUUCCAAUGGAAGUCAACAUAUAAUGUGUCAGCAAUAAUGCGUAAGAAUUCCCAACAACUUUACACAAUGGUAUGUUCAACAACAGGAGCAAGACAAGAAGCCCCUUAUUCAGUUAUAAAGAUGCAGGUGCUAAUAGAUUUGGCCAUUGGCCAACCCAUAGGGGUUAUUAGCUAAACCAUUGUGGUCUUGUAUCUUCUGUGCAGAGAAGGCCAUUGUCCCCCGACAGUCUCCAGGGAUAAUCGAAUUGGUUUGAGUCGACCUCGUCGGUCUCACAACGCCAUCUUCCUCAACUUUUAUGACCAGAACAUCCCCACGGAGCCCCUGGAGGCUGCCAAGGUCAACUGGAAGAGAGUGUGUGUUCACCCCAGUGACAUAAAGGGAGAGGAACAAAUGAGGUCAGUAUACUUUGCAUUGGGCUUCUGAGGUUGUUACUCUGUUAUUUUAUUCACAAGCCAUUGUGAAGACUGCAGGAAUUCACACAAAGCGGGGUGAUGUUUUCACGUUUUUAAACUAUUUUUACUAUUGUUAAUCACAUAUGCAUAGGAACAUAGCUUUUUUUUCAGUUUGAGCCUUUGUUUUUUUAUCCUAAUGCUAUUUCAAGACCGAAACAUUUACUUGAGUGUUAGCCUAUAGGCUAGUUUGUAUUUGAUCCCUCUAAUUUAGAGAGAAUUACAAUGGACACUCUCAGUCCUUGAUGACGUUACCCAGUGCCUAGCAGUUUACAAACCUUUUGCGGAAAAAUGCAUUGAAAAUAUAGGGAGCGUUACCGACAAUCAAAGUUUACCCACCUAAUUAUUUUACCACUACAUCACUGACAUUACCUGCCCACCUACCCUAUAUGUUUUAUAUCACCAUGUACAGUGGAUGUUCCUACGGUAUUUGUUUGCCCAUAGGAAAAAUGUGUUGCUCAAUUAGGUAUUUUUCUGAUCUCCUGAAAUGUAUUGGAUUCUUUCUGUUUUGAAUCAUGUAGUCUGAUUUCUCUCUCCUAAAGGUGCUUUGGGAGAAAUACAAAGAAGUAAAAGAGAAGCUGUUGUUGAGACUUGUGAUAUGGAAAAUGUACACAUGGGAAAUGUUACGUACAUUGCUUUGAUAUCCCAUCUGUGUUAUCUUUUCCCAAACCACACUGUGUGUAGAUGUUUGAGAGCCGGCCCAUCUGGUCCCAGUUCGCGGUCAAGGCCAACCUGGACAUCCACCCUGAUAAACUGAAGCUGCUGCUCCCUAUCGUGGCCUACUAUAUGGUGAGGAGACCUAGACCAGCCAAUGGAAAAAGCAACAGGAAACACCUCCAAAAAUAG